AUGCAGCAAAUUCCUCUCCUGAUCGCCUCAGUUGGGCUCUUGGCUCUGGUGGGAGCGAAGCCAGCGCUGCUGCCCAGGAAUCGCAGAUUCCUCAUCGUCCCUCCGACCGCUCCGACGCGCCAUCAGUUCAUCGCCGGCAUCGGCAUUCCCGUCGAUCUCACGAGCGUGGCGAUCACCUCCGGAUAUGUGUUCAAGGCGCAGUACUUCCUGCCCACUGUGGCGUCGGAUUGGCGGCCCAGCGAGGAGUCGUGGCAUCACGAGUGGCGCAAGAAACGAGAUCUCGAAGACACAGCGACGAAAGUGGAGAAUUACACAGUGAAUGAGAUUCUGAUUGAAGAGUCCACAAAUCCACCAGAAGAUCUCUCGUUCCUGGAAGAAGACUAUCCCUAUGACGAGGAGAAGGCCACCAAAGAGGCCGCCGAGGCUUUCUGGGGAAAACCACCUGAAGAUGUGGAUUUCGGCGAGAAAUCUCGAUGGAAUACGUACAAAGGAUUGGAAGCAAUCGCAUCAAACAAUGGCUUCGACGGUCGAUCGUGCGUUUUGAGAUCCAUCUGCGAAGCCGCCUUGAGGCCCUUCAGCGCCAAGAGUGGAUUGAUGGCGGAGCUGCUGAAUAUCGUCUUCGCGCCGUCGUCGACCAACGAUAAGAUCUCACACAACAGCGACAACGAGUAUUUCCACGCGGAAAAGCAAGGAAAAUCCGGCGCUCCUUGCGGUGAAAUCUUUAAGAACUGCCCAGUGUCGAUUCUGGACAUCUUCACGAGCCUUCCAAACGCCUUGAAUGAAGCUGUGAAGAAGAAACUGGAGUGA
Molecule: messenger RNA, 807 nt
Organism: Phlebotomus argentipes
Lineage: Eukaryota; Metazoa; Arthropoda; Insecta; Diptera; Psychodidae
Exons: 2
Coding region: 1-807 (268 amino acids)
Source: RefSeq, a predicted model, not a curated record